AUGUCGACAUCAUCUCUCACAGACCGGACACGUACAACAUCCGGGUCUGCCUUUACUCGUGCAGAACUUACACGUCGUUUAACACGACAAGUUUACAUCGGAGUGAUGGAAGUAACACCUGACGCCGUCGGAAUAAAUAAAUCCAGUCUCGGGCAAUGUACGGUCGGGGUAAAAGUACGGCCGCUUACACUUGACUCGGAUCGCAAUGGUGGACAGCGCACAUGGCAGGAAUGGCGUACGGUUCAGAGACUUUUGGCGCUUGAGCGUGAAGCUGACAAUUAUUUACUUCGAGCGUCAUCCGCACUUAGCAGGAACAAUAGCAACGUCGCUGGUCGCAGUGUCUUAGCUGGUCGGCGCCACAUUGUUCGUUACUACGCUGCGAGCGUUGGGAGCGAAUCCUUUCGUCUUAUAAUGGAAUACUGUCCUGGUGGUGAUUUACUCUCGCAGUUAAUUACUCGAGGGGCAUUAGGACCUCAGCCAUCACAACGCAUCUCACAACAGGAAGCACGUCGCUGGGUUUUACAGCUAGCACGUGGUUUACGAUACUUGCAUGCAUGCGGUAUUGCCCAUAGAGACUUGUGUCCUGAGAAUAUUCUCAUUAGUAGAACGGGCGACGUCAAGAUUUGUAACUUUGGGGCUAGUACUACACGAGCAGCAGAACUUUCACGUGAUCGCGUAGCUGGUAAUUUACACUAUACAGCUCCUGAAGCCGUGAGUGGUACGUGGUAUGAUCCCGUGCGUGCCGACGUUUGGUCACUGGGUGCGGUAUUCUUCGUUUUAUUGACGGGAUCACCGCUUCUACGACUUCCAUUCCCAGAGUGCCGUGGUUUUGAACUUGUCAAAACUGUGGGAUGUCGAGGUGUGCUGAAGCUCUGGAAUAUGGACAAUCUCUUUUCUGCUGCAACGUUGGAUCUACUUGCACGAAUGCUCGUGGUAGAUCCAAGCAAGCGACUUAAGAGUAUGAAAGAAGUAUUGGAGCACCCUGCAAUGCUAGCUACAGCUUACACUGAGCAUAGCCUUAUUGCAGUUUGA
This is a messenger RNA of Plasmopara halstedii, 1032 nucleotides long. Its product is annotated as camk camkl protein kinase. Gene Ontology annotation, biological process: protein phosphorylation. NCBI's taxonomy places the organism in Eukaryota, Oomycota, Peronosporomycetes, Peronosporales, Peronosporaceae. The record is from RefSeq and is a predicted model, not a curated record. The transcript has a single exon. Gene Ontology annotation, molecular function: ATP binding; protein kinase activity. Bases 1 to 1032 code for a protein of 343 amino acids.